AUGAUGCUGGUAAAGUUCCUGGUCCUUCUCGUGGCGGGAGGUUUAGCAGCUGAGAAUGGCACAGCCUCGGUGCUUCAAAGAGCUUGCAAAGCGGCGCAAGACUCCCUUGGAGCUGAUCAAGUGGACACAUCGCCUUUGAACCAAACCAUUGUCGAAGACAAUUGGUCGUUGUCAUGUUUGGCUGAGCCGUACUGUAUCAUUCUCCCUCGCAAUGCAAGGGCCAUUUCGACCGCUAUCCAAAUCAUCGCCUACUUCAAUGCCUCUUUUGCCGUCCGCGCCGGGGGCCACUCGCCCAAUCCGGGCUGGUCAAGCGUUGACAAGGGAGGGAUCUUGGUCGACCUGCAGUACAUGAACAAAGUCUCCCUCACAAGCGACAGUAACGUAGCCAGUGUCGGUCCUGGGGCACGAUGGGGCGACGUAAUGAAGGUAGUGAACAAGCGGAACGUAUCCGUUGUCGGAACACGUGCCCCUGACGUGGGUGUUGGAGGAUCUCUUCUAGGAGGGGGAUAUUUUUACCUGUCCGGAUACGGUCUCGCGACAGAUAACGUGAAAAGCUUCGAGAUCGUCCUGUCGAGUGGGAAAAUAGCAAAUGCUAAUGCACAUGAAAAUGACGAUCUUUUCUGGGCCCUUAAAGGAGGAGGGCCGAAUUUUGGGAUCGUGACGCGAUAUGACCUCAACACCAUUCCCGUCAACAAGAUAUGGUACAAAGUAUUGUCCUAUCCGACUGAUCAGGCCAUGAACGUUCUCGAUGCCGUUGCGAAGUGGCAGCUUGAGGGGGGCUCUUCCGACCCCAAAGGGAAUAUAAUUUUCUACAUCGGAUUGGAUUCGAUUUUGCUUGGUCUUGUCUACGCAGAGCCACUGGCUGGGCAGCCAAGCUGUUUUGCUUCGUUCAACAAGCUGGCGCCAGUCACAGUUGCUGUUCCGGCUACCAAUGGGACCUUUACUUCCCUCAAUGUCAUCGCUGAGUCGAGCGUAUCGAAUGCAACCAUACGCCAUGACUACAGGGGUGUCAGCUCGCUCGUCGACGCGCAGCUAUACAAAGACGUCUACAAGUUCUGGCUAGAGAAGGCCAAAGCAGUCUACAACACCACGGGGUCCAAGCAAACUUUCGCGAUACAGCACGUCCCCAGCAGUAUCGCCGAGCACGGGGCUAGACAAGGUGGCAACCCGAUGGGUAUCCCGCAGCAGACACAUCAAUGGUGGACGACGCUCGUCGACUGGACUGACGAAUCAGCGGAUGGUCUUGUUCGAUCCGUUGCCAUCGAGACCACGGCGUACUGGCAACGGCUCUCGCAGGAGCGAGGGCUUGACGUCUCCUACAUCUAUAUGAAUGAUGCUGCGCGAGAUCAAGACCCGAUCGCUACAUACGGAGGCGCGAACGUCCAGACACUGAAGGAAAUUGCAGCAAAGUACGACCCGGGCCAAGUUUUCCAGCGAUUGCAGAACGAUGGGUUUCUACUAUACAAAGUCCGGACUUGA
Hirsutella rhossiliensis is the source of this 1479-nucleotide messenger RNA. RefSeq names its product FAD binding domain-containing protein. Lineage: Eukaryota; Fungi; Ascomycota; Sordariomycetes; Hypocreales; Ophiocordycipitaceae. Bases 1 to 1479 code for a protein of 492 amino acids. The transcript is spliced from 7 exons. Gene Ontology annotation, molecular function: FAD binding. The record is from RefSeq and is a predicted model, not a curated record.